Ipomoea triloba (trilobed morning glory) is the source of this 2752-nucleotide messenger RNA. Its product is annotated as protein phosphatase 2C 50-like. Gene Ontology annotation, molecular function: cation binding; protein serine/threonine phosphatase activity. The transcript has 4 exons. Gene Ontology annotation, biological process: protein dephosphorylation. Bases 711 to 2348 code for a protein of 545 amino acids. The record is from RefSeq and is a predicted model, not a curated record. Lineage: Eukaryota; Viridiplantae; Streptophyta; Magnoliopsida; Solanales; Convolvulaceae.
GUUUCUUGUAUUUCAUCUCAUUAUUAUAUAGUUUAAUUUUUGUAGUUUUCUGUUGGGGCAAGAAAUUGUUGAAAAGGAGUUUAAGAAAGAAAAAAAUAAUACGAAUUUCAAGAAAGGGUUGAAAUGGGUUGCCUCUGAUCUAGGGUACUCAAGUUUUAUGUGAAAAAAGGGUACCCUCUUUCUCAAAGUUUUCUUGUGAUUCUUUGCACUUGGUUGGGCUGUUGUGCCUUCCCAGGCUUCUUUCACAUGACCCUUUUUUGCCUUUUUUCCUUGUCUUUCUUGUGCAUGAUUUUCUGAAUUUAUGUUCUUGGAGUAGAAGAUUUUGGGGUUGUGUAUUUGAUUGUGGAUAAGGAAGGGUCCAGAGAAGAUAUAAAUGAGGGUCAGAUAUGUCUGACCUUUAUGUAUUUUGUUUCCCACAAUUGGUUGUUGGUGUUAACUUUUUUUGGUUUUACCAGAUCUGACUGCCAAUUCCCAUUUUAAGCAUCUUCUUGAUUGAGACUGCAGCAGUGUAAACGUGAUUUCCAGACUUUCUUGAUUUACUUUGAGAUCUCCUUAGUAUGGAGAGUGGUCUGUGGAAGCCAUUGGUUCAUGUUUCAGGGUUAUUAUUGAUAAUUAAGGGAGGUGGUGGUGAAUUAGCUUAACAAUGACAGGUUGUGUGCUUCUAGAGGGGCUGGAUGGUAACUUUUAUUGCACCUUAGAUAGCGAUUUCCAUGGACGAGAUGUAUCAGGCGGUUGUGGUGCCAUUUAGAUUAGGUAACUUCAUCUGUGAUAACCAAAUUGUGGGAGGUCAUAUGGAUGUCACUAGGCUAAAGGUGAUGGGUGACACUCCGAGUUUAUUUUCUGAUGAUAACGGGGCUAAAAGUUCUGAUCAGCUUCCUGCUGGCAAUGACGACUCCAACUGUGGUGAUUCCGAGAGUGACCUUAGCAUCACAGUUUCGACGAUUCCUGAAGAGAAUCGGAGCGAAGGGGCUAUGACAUCUGAAAAUGAAAGCAACUGGAUUGCUAGCGAUGCUGUUGCCCGGGAGAGUGAGGACGAUGAUUACUUAUCGCUCGAGGGUGAUCCGAUUCUCGAUAGCUCCUGUUCCCUCUCGGUGGUGAGCGAUUCUAGUAGCGUGUGCAAUGAUGAUUUGUUGGCCGAGAUAGCAUCUGAGAUAGAAGCACAGAAUUUUAUAGAUGUCGAGAGAAACAUCUGCAAUAUUGAACUUGUCUCGAGGAGUGGAAAUUUAGAAGAAUCAAAUGACGAGAAGAUUGUCGGUGACGCUCUGGCAGUUGCAGCCAGCCCUACAGAAGGGAGUACGGACGGGUCCAGUUCGAAAUCAUCUGCAGUAGUUCAGCUGCCUUUGGAUAAAGGAUCGAGUGCAACAGUGGGUCGCAGUGUUUUUGAAGUGGAUUAUGUGCCGCUAUGGGGACAUACCUCUGUGUGCGGAAGGCGACCAGAAAUGGAAGAUGCGUUUGCAACAGUACCAAGGUUCUUUAAAAUUCCCAUAGAGAUGCUAAUUGGUGAUCGUGUUCUUGAUGGAAGUACUAGGCGUUUAAGUCAUUUGACUGCUCAUUUUUUUGGAGUCUAUGAUGGUCAUGGAGGCUCUCAGGUUGCAAAUUAUUGUCAUGAUCGAAUUCACGCUGCAUUAGCUGAAGAGCUGGAAAUUAUUAUGGCUGAAUUAAAUGAUGAAAAUGCUAAGCAUAAUUGCCAAGAGCAAUGGACAAGGGCAUUCAGCAAUUGUUUUCUGAAGGUCGAUGCUGAAGUUGGAGGGCAAGGUGGUCAUGAACCCGUUGCCCCAGAAACCGUGGGCACUACUGCUGUUGUUGCCAUUGUUUGUUCGUCUCACAUAAUUGUGGCGAACUGCGGUGAUUCGAGAGCUGUUCUCUGUCGGGGGAAAGAACCCAUGGCAUUAUCGGUGGAUCAUAAACCAAACCGAGAGGAUGAAUAUGCAAGGAUUGAAGCAGCUGGCGGGAAAGUAAUACAAUGGAAUGGACAUCGUGUCUUUGGUGUUCUUGCAAUGUCAAGGUCCAUAGGAGAUAGAUAUUUGAAACCUUGGAUUAUUCCUGAUCCGGAAGUGAUGUUUAUUCCUCGCACUAAAGAUGAUGACUGCCUGAUUCUGGCCAGUGAUGGUUUAUGGGAUGUAAUGACAAAUGAAGAAGUUUGCGAUUUGGCACGUAAGCGCAUACUCCAAUGGCAUAGAAAGUACGGUGUGACUCUCCCCUCGGAGAGAGGUGAAGGAACCGAUCCUGCAGCUCAAUCAGCAGCUGAGUACCUAUCAAACCGAGCUCUCCAAAAGGGCAGCAAGGACAACAUAACCGUGAUUGUGGUGGACUUGAAACCUCAACGAAAGGUUAAGAACAAAACCUGACCAUAGCUUUUAUCUAUCAUUCAGCUGUUACGUUUCAUUUGUAGGUUUACAGUAUAAACUUCACAUGGACUCAUACAGUCUGCCCCUGCUGUUUUUCACCCGGGAUGAUGAUGAUGGCUUCACGUAGUUAACAUUCUGUAGGUAUGCUAUCAGCUAUUAUGUGCUCUUUCCUGUACGUAUUUUUUUUCUUCUUCUUCAUUUAGCUACUCGGAGUAGGAGAAAUAUAGAAGCCAUUCGUAAAUGUACCACUUUGGGGAGCAAAAUUUACAUAUAAUCGAUUGUAAAACGGUUAUUAUGCCUCCGAGUUAAAAGGCGUCGACGAGGUAAGGUGUUUACCUCGCAUUGCUAUGGAAUGUUAUGCCCUUCAUUUAGUAAAUUUUUAUGAAAUGGAAAUGCAUUGACUC